This is a messenger RNA of Ostrea edulis (European flat oyster), 1194 nucleotides long. Its product is annotated as receptor-type tyrosine-protein phosphatase U-like. Lineage: Eukaryota; Metazoa; Mollusca; Bivalvia; Ostreida; Ostreidae. Gene Ontology annotation, molecular function: protein tyrosine phosphatase activity. The transcript is spliced from 8 exons. The record is from RefSeq and is a predicted model, not a curated record. Gene Ontology annotation, biological process: protein dephosphorylation. Bases 121 to 789 code for a protein of 222 amino acids.
AGUUCCUGAUGCACUAGAAUGAAGGGGUUUACAUUUCGUUUUAAAUUCACGUCUUAAGAUUCAAUAUCAUAUCAACACUUCAAAGAUCAAUACAAAGCCAUUUUCUUGACACUCAAUGCUAUGAUUAAAGCACCAUUCCAUGUGCAAAAUAAAACUGAAUAUAUCAAGAAAUUGGAGUCGAUGUCUAAAGAUCAACCGGCUAAUGGAAGUGAACUUAGACAGGAGUUCAAGAAUUUAUUCAGUUUGCGGCCAUCGUACACUGAAGUUGAUUACAAGUUUGCUCUACAGGCUGGGAAUGAAAUAUCUUCCAUCCUACCACUUGACAAGUACAGUCUCUUCCUAACCUCCAGUGUACCAAACCGUACCAGUUACAUCAAUGCAAUUAAUCUUCCUUCUUCCACCAACAACAAGGCAUUUAUUGUAACACAUUAUCCACCACCAGAGGACGCUGUUGACUUUCUGCGCCUGCUUACAGAUCAUGAAUCCCAAGUAGUGGUUUGUAUGGAUCCCCUCACCAAUGUGGCGUCAAGCAAGAAUUGGCUGCCAAGGAUGGGUUGUUCCCUUAGUGUAUCUCCAUUCACCGUACACUGCAAGCAAGAGGAAAUCACGAAGUUUAAGUGCACCACAGUAGAUAUUGUUCGGAAUGGGAUGAAUAAUGAAACAUGCUCUGUUGUAAUUGUGGAGCCAAUCUAUAAUCUGAAAUCAAGCGGGGAGCCUGGUGGAGGGAUUGGGUAUAGCGACGCUUUAAAUGAUGCACGUAUUGUUGAGUUAACGUAUGUAUUCCAAUGAUAGGAUGAAUACCGGAUGAUCUAUGAUGAUGUGCUGGAUUAUAUUAGGACACAGGAGAAAUCUUCUGAUGCCAAUGUUUACUUCAACCAAUGAACGACACAUCACCUGAUAUCAACGUUUGUUUCAACCAACGAACGUCAAAUCACUUUAAAACGACAUUUACUUCAACUAAUGAACGACAAAUUACAAGAUAUCAGUGUUUAUUUUAACCAAUGACGACACAGUACCUGCUCUCAAUGAUUAUUUCAACCAAUAGACGUCAACUCAUAUUAUCACAAUUUUCACUUCAACCAAUGAAGGACGCAACUUCUGAUAUCAAUGUUUAUUUAAACUAACAAAUGUCAAGAAUCACCAACAUAUGCUUCUUACUUAUAUACUUUAUUAAAAAUAGGUGUCAACGGUAAA